AUGUGUCACGAUACGAAAUCCGAGCAAAGUACUGAUGAUGACAGCGACAUUUUGCACAAUAACAAUAAUGCUCAGUAUCAACCCCUUCAAACUAUUAAGAAACAGAAAAAAAGUGAAACCCGGAGAAGAAUUUUAGCACAGAGUUUCGUGACAAGUGCAGUAAUGUUGAGCUCGGCAAGCUGCGGCAUGCCAGUCGGAUAUUCCGCCGUUCUACUUCCUCAACUUAAACUUAUUAACGAUUCCAUGCAAAUAGAUGACGAAAUAGGAUCGUGGAUAGCGAGCGUGCACUCUGCUGCGACGCCACUGGGCUCCCUGCUAAGCGGGGUGCUGAUGGACCGUUGCGGUAGAAAAUUAGCCCUACAGAUCGCCUCCAUACCCCUAAUAGUGGGUUGGAUCCUUAUAGGGCUAUCGAGAAACCACGCCGUGCUCCUGCUAGGUCGGCUGAUUGCAGGAAUCUCGGCAGGACUCACCGCCGCUGCAGGCCAAGUACUAAUAGGAGAAAUUUCGGAGCCCCACUUACGAGGAAUGUUCUCCAGUGUCCCCUUCGCAAGCUACUCGUUCGGCAUUCUUCUGAUAUACGCCUUAGGUACCCUCUUACCUUGGAGAUACGUGGCAGGCUUGAGUAUAAUACUGCCACUAGCAUCUAUUUUAGCCUUUUUCUUUCUCCCCGAGAGUCCAGUUUGGUUAGUGAGACAUGACAAAAUCGAAUGUGCCAAAAAGGCAUUAACUUGGCUAAGAGGCGGAAAUAGCUUGCAGGCAAAGAUGGAGACUGAGGCGCUGAUCCAUCGUGUAGAUCUAGACAACCAGCAACACAAAAAAACGUCGCUGCACACGCUGUUCCAACCGGAAGUAAUCAAACCCUUCAUCAUAAUAAACGUGUUCAACGUCAUGCAGAUCCUGUCUGGCACGUACAUCAUAGUAUUCUACGCCGUAGACAUCCUAAGCCACAUCCAAGGGGGCGAAGGCCUAGAUCACUUCCUCGUGGCGGUCCUAACGGCCUGCGUUCGAUUUAUUUUCUCCAUAAUCGCCAGCAUCCUACUGGUCCUGAUCGGCCGUAGAACCCUCGCCAUGCUCUCGGGACUGGGAACUAGCAUAUCAGCCCUUUGUUUAGGAACGAUCCUGCAGCAGAAUUGCCACGGAGAGGGCUACUUGGCCGCCGUAUUCGUGUUAAUAUACGUGGCCACCAACACGGUGGGUUUUAUGAUACUGCCGGGGGUGAUGCUGGGGGAGUUGUUCCCCGCGAAAAUAAGGGGAUUAGCGGGUGGACUCACGUUCAUGCUGUUCAAUCUUGUUUUAUUCGGCUUCGCCAAGAUUUUCCCCUUCGUUAAGGGGGCGGUGGGGGUGUCCGGGGUGUUCUGGAUCUUCGGCGGGGCGUCGGUGAUGGCCAGUGUGUUUCUUUAUUUGACUUUGCCCGAGACAAAGACGAAGACGUUGAGUCAGAUCGAAGAUUAUUUCGCGCAGAGCAGUUUCUUUUGGAUUAGGAGGGACAGGGGUUGGGAGAGGAAGAUGCAACACGAUGAGACUGAGAAGAUGUCGCUGAAGGUUUAA
Messenger RNA from Anoplophora glabripennis (Asian longhorned beetle), 1548 nucleotides. RefSeq names its product facilitated trehalose transporter Tret1-2 homolog (gene pippin). The record is from RefSeq and is a predicted model, not a curated record. Gene Ontology annotation, biological process: transmembrane transport. Gene Ontology annotation, cellular component: membrane. The transcript has 7 exons. Lineage: Eukaryota; Metazoa; Arthropoda; Insecta; Coleoptera; Cerambycidae. The coding region runs from base 1 to 1548 and encodes 515 amino acids. Gene Ontology annotation, molecular function: transmembrane transporter activity.